Staurois parvus is the source of this 1032-nucleotide messenger RNA. Lineage: Eukaryota; Metazoa; Chordata; Amphibia; Anura; Ranidae. The record is from the annotation of a GenBank genome assembly.
AUGCAUGCAACCUACAAGCCCAAAAGGAGCAUUAAUGACUGUUAUCGACUUCUAAAUGUUCCAGAAGGCUGCUCCGCAGAUGAAGUUAGACACUCCUAUAGGGUGUUAGCAAAGAAAUAUCAUCCAGAUAGCGGUGCCAUCACUGCCAAUGCCAACAUGUUUAUGCAGAUCGAUGAAGCCUACAGAGACCUCUUGAUACACUUGGCUCAAGAGUCAAAAACAGGACAAGCCCUUGAAGAUGAUGAGGAAAAGAUCUCGGAGUACAAGAUACCACAGCACAGGCAUUACUUGAGCAAUGAAGGAGUUGGCUAUGGCACCCCUAGCCAGCGGCAGAAACAGUACAUCCAGUUUCGUGUGGAUCGAGCAACCGACCAAGUUCUGGAUUUUCGAAAGAAAAAAUUUGAACGCGAGUAUGCUGAAAACUCAAUGGUUGCAAAGGACGUCAGGCAGAGUAAAAAGGUAAAAAUAACUCAAGCCAUAGAACGCUUGGUGGAAGACCUGAUCCAAGAGUCCAUGGCAAAGGGAGACUUUGACAACCUCAGCGGCAAAGGAAAGCCCAUUACCAAGUUUUCCACGUGUCCACAUAUCGACCCGAUGACUCACAACCUCAAUCGGAUUCUAAUAGAUAACGGUUAUCAGCCUGAAUGGAUUGUUCUGCAAAAGGAAAUACGAGAUACGACCGAUAAGCUUCGAAAUGAGUUGGUAGCUUCUCGUAAGAAAAUAGGAGAGCCCAUGACUUAUUUGAAGGAAAAGGAAUGGAUGAAAAUCUGUGAGAAUUUUAGAGAAAACAUAAUAAAGCUAAACAAGAAAGUGAAUGACUUUAACCUGGUUGUGCCUAUCAUGAGCCGACAGAUGGUCCACUUUAACGUCGAAAAGGAAAUUUCUCGGGCUGAGCAGGCCUACAGUGUGUUAAAGGAGGAAAUGGAAGCAGCAAUUGAGAUGGAAGCAAAGAAAAACUUGGACAUUAAGCAAACCAGUCGUAUGAAAAUCUUAUUAAAUUGGAUAAAUCAAUUUAGCAAAGAAAUUAAAUAA